Molecule: messenger RNA, 2900 nt
Organism: Melampsora larici-populina 98AG31
Lineage: Eukaryota; Fungi; Basidiomycota; Pucciniomycetes; Pucciniales; Melampsoraceae
Exons: 6
Coding region: 90-2753 (887 amino acids)
Biological process (GO): L-arginine biosynthetic process
Cellular component (GO): mitochondrial matrix; mitochondrion; cytoplasm
Molecular function (GO): acetylglutamate kinase activity; N-acetyl-gamma-glutamyl-phosphate reductase (NADP+) activity; L-glutamate N-acetyltransferase activity, acting on acetyl-CoA as donor
Source: RefSeq, a predicted model, not a curated record
UGAUUACCUUCUUGACUUUUACUUCUUUACUUCUUCGUUUCCUUCUUCUUCGUAGCACUUAUCUUACAUUAACAAACUCAGCAUUAAAGAUGUCUCACAGAAUCACUGCCUUGGGUGCUCAAAUCAAUUUAAAACGUUCAAUCUCUACAUCCACUUCAACUCUCAAAGGUUUCCGAUCGGCCUUCAGCAAACCUCAAGUGAACAAGUUGGCUGUUUCUACAGAUAUCUUUAGACAACAUGACCUUAUGGUCAGGGCCUCUCAAACACCUGAGGGACAAGAGCUCGGUAAACGUUGGUUAGGAAGUUCAGCAGCUAGUCGGAUCGAUUCUGAUCGUGAAACGAUUGUUAGAUUACUUUAUUCGAUUGCCUCUAAACAUGAAGUGGAAAGAUACCUUCGAAUCUUCUCUACUGCUUCUACCUUUGCCGUCCUCAAAGUCGGUGGUGCGAUCUUGUCGGAUGAUCUCGAAUCUCUCUCUCUUAGUUUGAGUUUCCUCAACCGAGUUGGCUUGUACCCAGUCGUGUGUCAUGGUAUGGGUCCUCAGUUAAACAAACUUUUGGAAGACGCUGGAGUAACUCCCGAUUAUAUUGAUGGAAUUCGGAUCACAGACGCCAAGACCCUCGAAAUCGCUCGUCAAGUCUUUUUAUCUGAGAACCUUAAACUUGUAGAGGCCUUAGAGAAGCUCGGUACUCGUGCUAGACCAAUCACUAACGGAGUCUUCUUAGCAGAUUAUCUCGACCGGGAGAAGUAUGGUUUUGUGGGUAAAAUUACUAAAGUUAACAAAGAACCGAUUGAAGCAAGUAUUCGAGCUGGUGCUUUACCAAUCCUGACAAGUUUGGCUGAAACUAAAGAUGGUCAAAUCUUGAAUGUAAAUGCCGAUGUGGCAACUAGUGAACUUGCUAAAGUUCUUGAGCCAUUAAAGGUCGUCUUCUUGAAUGAAAAGGGUGGUCUAUACCAUGGUGUCACUCAGGAGAAGUUGGAUGUGAUCAAUCUAGACGAGGAAUAUAAUGAUCUGAUGAAACAAGAAUGGGUCAAAUAUGGCACCAAACUGAAAAUCCGAGAAAUCAAAGAGCUUCUCGAUCAUCUCCCUCGCUCCACUUCUGUCGCCAUCAUCGCACCUGGGGAUUUACAAAAAGAAUUAUUCACCGAUUCCGGGGCUGGUACCCUCUUACGACGAGGCUACAAACUUUACAAGCACUCUGAUAUCAACUCGAUUGGCAAAGACCGUCUGCGCAAGGUACUUCAGGAGCGAGACCCAGAUGUUCAAUCAGGCAAAUUGAGUGUAGCAGAAUUUUUCAGCGAUUUGGCAAAACAUCCUUACACUAUCUACGGGGACGAGCCAUUUGAUGUAGUUGCGAUCAUCUCUCAUCCUCCUGAUAAGGUACCUGUCUUGACUAAGCUUUUGACCAAUCGAAAUGGAGUCUUGAAUGCAGUUUUGGAUAAUGUUUGGGCUUCGAUCCGAAAAGAUUUCCGUAAAUUGAUCUGGACUACGAAUGAAAGUGAAGAUGAAAACAAAGGGUGGCAUUUUGAUAAGUCUGAUGGUAGCUUUACUAGAGCUGGAAAAAGUUUACUUUACUACGGGAUUCAAGAUAUCAAUGAGAUUGAGCAGGUGGUCAAGAGCUUGGUUGACGAUGAACGUGUCCCACGGAAUUAUUUACCAUUAACUCACAUGAAACCCACUUCGACCCAGCAUGCUAGUCCCAGUACCACCCGUCAAUUCUCAACGAUGGCGUACGGUCAGCGCCGAGGUUAUGCGACUCAAGCUCAACGCAAAAUUGGCUUGAUCGGCGCCCGUGGUUACACAGGCUCUCAACUCGUAUCGCUAUUGGACUCGCAUCCUAGUCUUUCACUCGCUCAUGUCUCGUCGAGAGAAUUGGCAGGCCAGAAGCUUGAAAACUACAACAAGUCAAACAUCACAUACGAGAACCUUAGUGCAAAAGACGUAGGAGAGAUGGAGAAGCACGGCGAAGUGGAUGCAUGGAUUAUGGCGCUUCCCAAUGGGAUCUGCAAACCUUUUGUGGAUGCGAUUGAUCAAGCUUCCCCAGAGAAGAAAAGUGUGGUAGUAGACUUAAGCGCCGAUUAUCGAUUCGAGCAGGGCUGGACAUAUGGCUUACCGGAAUUGUACAAUCGAGAAAAGAUACAAGCGUCACGAAGGAUUUCCAACCCAGGCUGUUAUGCAACAAAUGUUCAAUUGCUCUUGGCACCUCUUCUGCCUUAUAUCUCGCAUACCCCGACGGUAUUUGGUGUCUCAGGUUAUAGUGGUGCUGGAACCAAGAAAGGUAAUGCGCCAAAGGUAACUCCUGAAGAUCUUAAACAUUGUGUCAAACCAUACUCCCUCACCGGUCACAUCCACGAACGAGAAGCAGGCUUUCAACUUAGUUCCUUAAUGUCACCUGAAUCCUUAGAAGUAGCAUUUGUACCAUCAGUGGCACCAUGGUUCAGUGGUAUCAUUGCAACUGCAUCAAUCCCACUCAAGAAAACUAUCACCUCUAAUGAAGUUCAUCAAUUAUUUGAAAAAAGAUAUUCAGGUGAGAAAAUGUUAAAAUGGAGAAGGAAUGGGGUACCCGAAGUUUGGGAAAUCGAAGGAAAACACGGUUGGAUCGGAGGUGGAGUUCAAGUACAUAGUUCUGGAUCUCGUGUAGUAGUUGUGGGUGUUUUGGAUAACUUAUUGAAGGGAGCUGCAACUCAAUGCUUACAGAAUCUUAAUCUGGCCUUGGGUAUUGAUGAGUAUGAAGGAAUCCCAUUAGAUUUUUAAGUCUAGUUCAGAGUUUUAAACGUAUUUCAUUGAUGAACAGCGGUGAUUGCAGUAAGACUUUUCUUAUAUCGGGAGUCUACGGAAUUCUGUAUUGAUAUUAUAGGGCAGAAACAUGAAAUUAUUAGCCCAGAGCAGCUCUACAGAAUC